Messenger RNA from Rattus rattus (black rat), 831 nucleotides. RefSeq lists its product as uncharacterized. The transcript is spliced from 10 exons. The coding region runs from base 1 to 831 and encodes 276 amino acids. NCBI's taxonomy places the organism in Eukaryota, Metazoa, Chordata, Mammalia, Rodentia, Muridae. The record is from RefSeq and is a predicted model, not a curated record.
AUGAAAGACUUUGUAGGAGAAAAGAUUGGUGUCGGUGGCCUGAGAAACACUGUGGAACAGAUAGGAGUUGAAGUGAACGAUAAAGAGUAUGUGGACCUGCUGGAAAGGCUGCCGUUCGAUGAAAAUAAUAAUGUUUUUCGGAAUAGACUCCUGUCAACUCUCAAGUCUUACAAAGGUGGAAGAGUUGAUCCCAAUAAGCUGAAGACGCUCCUCAUGAACUUGGAUCUGAAACUCAAAAACAGAGAAAUGAAGAAGGUGAUGCAGAAGCAAACUGCGGGUGGAGAAAAAGUUAAUAUCAAAGAUGUGAAAACUUUUGUGGAAGAUACUGGGAUAACAUUGACACCCAAAGAACAGGUGGAACUGAUUAAAAAUCUACCAGUUGAUGAUGAAGGAAACAUACAUGAGAGAAGAUUGAUAGAUGAGCUGAAAUCUUUCGGAGGUGGGACGGUUAAUGUCAAUAACAUGGAAAAUGUUCUCGAAAAUUUGAAGAUCAAGCUGUCAGAUGAGAAAGUAAAAGAACUGUCAGAAAACCUUCCAGCUGACUCUUCUGGGAUGACCAAUUUUCAGACAAUGCUGAAAGAAAUAAGAAAACUGACUGGAGGAAAGAUUGAUGCUAAAGUCACACAAAAAGUGCUCGGAAGCAUAGGCAUAGAGCUUACAGAUAAAGACGUCAGUGACCUGCUGAAAAGGUUGCCUGUUGCUGGGCUGGGGAAGUCUCAGUGGCAGGGCACUUGCUCAGAUAUACAAAACCUUGGGUUUAGUCCUGAGCACUACUUGAAGGAGGACGAGGAGGAAGGAAAGGAGGAGGACAAGAGGAACCUUGGAGCUUAG